CCGCCCGCCCCGCAGCCUGCCCGCAUCCCGCCCCCUCCCGCAGCGCGAUCCCGGCCGUGCCCGGCGCGGAGCGGCCCCGCGCAGCCAUGGGGCACCCGCCGCUGGAGUUCAGCGACUGCUACCUGGACAGCCCCGACUUCCGAGAGCGCCUCAAGUGCUACGAGCAGGAGCUGGAGCGCACCAACAAGUUCAUCAAGGACGUGAUCAAGGACGGCAACGCGCUCAUCGCCGCCAUCCGCAGUUACUCCUCGGCGGUACAGAAGUUCUCCCAGACUCUGCAGUCCUUUCAGUUUGACUUUAUCGGUGACACCCUAACAGAUGAUGAGAUUAAUAUUGCCGAGUCCUUCAAGGAGUUCGCAGAGCUUCUCCAGGAGGUAGAGCUCGAGAGAUCGAUGAUGGUACAAAAUGCUAGUGAUUUGCUGAUCAAACCUUUGGAAAAUUUUCGGAAGGAGCAAAUAGGGUUCACCAAGGAAAGAAAGAAGAAGUUUGAGAAGGAUGGUGAGAAGUUUUAUUCCAUGCUGGAUCGCCAUUUGCACCUGUCUUCUAAAAAGAAGGAGUCUCAGUUACAGGAGGCUGACCUUCAGGUUGACAAAGAGAGGCACAAUUUCUUUGAGUCCUCCCUUGAGUAUGUGUACCAGAUCCAGGAAGUACAAGAGAGCAAGAAAUUCAGUAUUGUUGAACCGGUGCUGGCUUUCCUCCACAGCCUCUUUACUUACAACAACCUGACGGUUGAGCUCACGCAGGAUUUCCUCCCUUACAAGCAGCAGCUCCAGCUCAGCCUGCAGAAUACAAGGAACCAUUUUUCCAGCACGCGGGAGGAGCUGGAAGACCUGAAGAAAAGGAUGAAGGAAGCCCCCCUGACGUGCAAGCUCCCUGGGCAGCCAACCAUCGAGGGCUAUCUGUACACCCAGGAGAAAUGGGCACUGGGCAUCUCCUGGGUGAAGUAUUACUGCCAGUAUGAAAAAGAGGCGAAAACCUUAAGAAUGACCCCCAUGGACCAGAAGCCUGGUGCUAAGCAGGGCACCUUGGACCUGACACUGAAAUCCUGUGUCAGGAGAAAGACUGACUCGAUAGACAAAAGGUUUUGUUUUGACAUUGAAACUAAUGAAAGGUCUGGGACCAUCACUCUGCAAGCGCUCUCCGAAGCGAACCGAAGGCUGUGGAUGGAAGCCAUGGAUGGAAAGGAGCCAAUCUACCACAGUCCCAUCACGAAGCAGGAAGAGAUGGAGCUGAACGAGGUCGGCUUCAAGUUUGUGCGGAAGUGCAUCAACGCUGUGGAAACAAAAGGUAUUUCUACAGAGGGCGUCUACCGAACUGUUGGCAGCAAUAUUCAGGUGCAGAAAUUGCUGAAUGCCUUUUUUGAUCCAAAAUGCCCAGGGGACGUGGACCUCCAAAGCAGUGAAUGGGACAUCAAGACCAUUACCAGCUCGCUGAAGUUCUAUCUCAGGAACCUGUCGGAGCCCGUCAUGACGUACAAGCUGCACAAGGAGUUGGUCCUGGCUGCCAAAUCUGAGAACCUGGACUACAGGCUGGGAGCCAUUCACGCCCUGGUCUAUAAACUACCUGACAAGAACAGAGAGAUGUUAGAGCUCCUCAUACGACACCUAGUCAACGUGUGUGAGCACAGCCGAGAGAAUCUGAUGUCACCGUCCAACAUGGGGGUGAUUUUCGGGCCAACCCUCAUGCGGGCGCAGGAGGACACCGUGGCCGCGAUGAUGAACAUCAAGUUCCAGAACAUCGUGGUGGAGAUCCUCAUCGAGCACUUCGGGAAGAUCUACUCUGGCCCCCCAGAGGACAGCGCUGCCCCACCAGUGCCUCCCCCCAGGGUGGCUGCCCGGAGGCACAAGCCCAUCACCAUUUCCAAACGUCCUCUGCGGGAACGACAUGUCUUUCUUGGGGCUUCCGUGGAAGAAAGUGGAGCAGACCAGCUCGGCCAGACCCCCAACGGCAGCAUCAGCACGGAGGCCCCCAGACCACUGCUCCGCAGCCGCCUGCCCGCACCCCGGCCUGGGGGGGAGGAACCGGGGCGGCCGCCUGCGGAGCUGGAGGUGGGCAAGCUGGUGGCCAGGCUGCAGGACGGAGGUGUGAAGCUGGCCGGCAAAGCUGCCAACGGCGUGGUGAGCAGCCCUGCCCUGCGAACCUCCACGCUGCAGGCCAGGAGACCCGCGCCCCGGCCGGGCGGCUGCGGCAGAGAUGGCGAGUACGACGGUGUCCCCAAGCCGCGGUCCCAUGGUGAUAAGCCUGUGAUAACACGUCCCCCCGUGAGACCUCCAGACCCACCGUGCAGGGCUCCCAUCCCACAGAAGCUGGAGCAGAGGCCGGACCUGAUAGCAGGGACAGCAGAGGAAAUGCCUUCCUCCGUAGUGGCCUCCAGGACCAAGUUCUUUGAGACAGCGUCCCGAAGGACCAGCAGUUCUUCAUCUCCACAAGGCAGGAUCCCAGGUGAUGAGAGCUGAGACUAAAGACAGUGCAACCAUCUCAGCCCAGCUAGACCGAGGAGAUGUUCUGUGCUUGUGAAAUGGACGUGUCACAGCUAAGACUUUUCCAGUUCAAAUGACCUGGAGAGCAGCUAUCAUACUGGACGAUAAUUUCAGAGUGUGCUGUCAGAAGUGGCUCAAGAAAUUAGGAGGAGAUAAAAAUGGAGAGAAGGCCAUUGCCACACGUUUGUCUUGAACUGUUCCCAGCCCUGUUGCCAUUGCUCUCUGCCCGCGCAGUCGGGCAGGGGCCGUCCUCGGGCUGAGAAAGGGACAGCGGAGGUGGGAGCUCUGUGCACCUGCUCACGUUUUGAAAUAACCCUGGUGAAGGGUGACCUUGGACAGACGUCACAGUCAAAGUUCAAUAUGCUGAUUCCCCGUGCUUGGAUGCUGGGGAAGAAUGACCGGCAGUUGCAUCCUUGCCUCGAGAUGCUCGUCCCCUCCACCACGUUCUCCUGGCUCACGAAGCAGUGGUGUGCUUUUCCAUGUGCGUUACUGGCAGCGCUGCUCGCACUAGGGCUGGCAGGGCAGCAGGAGCCACCGGGGAGCAGUGAGGCACAGCCCUGCUCCUCCUGCAACUGGAGCUGCUCCCCACGGACCCAGCAGAAGUCUCAGAGGCUGCUGUUAUUCUGCUGAGCCAGCACAGAGGGGAGGAACUGAAACUCCAAAAGCAUGGGUCAAUGCCCAACAUUUUUCUAAGGGGAACACAGUUUCUUGUUUGCUUGUUACAUUAGUUUCCAAUCCAAGAGAUCUCCCUCUCUUUCCCUCAGCAGCAGUAUUGUAUUGAUGCCUGUGGCCUGGAAGGGGAACGCGUUUCUCCAAGCCGGGACCUCUCGCAGCGCCUGUGUAGAGGUCUGCGGCUCCGGCCGACAUCAGGGCUCAGCACUGAGCCGUAGCACUUCCCUGCUUUCUGUUACCAGUCCAAAGGCAGCUUCUCUGUUUUCAGUGACUUCCCUUGGGCGCCGGGAGCAUUCCCAGGGCGGUUGCAGACAUUCCCGUCAGCGCUUCCCAGGCGCUUCGUCCUCCCGGGCCCAGUGCAGCUGUGUGGGCCGGAGGCUGUGGCCGCGCUCUGUGCUGUGUGGGUGCUUGGCUCUGUGUGUGUCUCACCCCUGCCUGCUUCCUUCCUGGCCGUGGUGCUGGCCUUCACCAGGCACACGAGCGCUGUGUCCGUGGUGCUUCCGCUCCCGUGGGCUUCUGCAGUGCCCCAGCUCCUCGCUCCUGUACUCGUACUCUGCACAGUGGCAUGGAACAGUGGCUUUAAAAAAAAGGCGUAGUGUCACCACCUAGACUACAUGACAUGCAGCAGCAUCUCAGGGCUUCUCCAUGCUAAGCUGAGCCCUCUGCUGCACCCUCUCGUGAGCGGACGGGGGGUGAGCAGCAUCAAACCGGAGUGCAUUGUAUUUCUGGCCACACGUCCGCCCUCAGAGCUCAGCAUCGAGUGCCCAGGGCAGGGGUGCUCCUUGGGCAUGGGCAGCUUCGUCCCCAGAGCUGUCACAGCCGUCGUGUCACCCCACGCUGCUCCCCAUUUCUGAUCUGAGGACCGAGCUGUGUGCAGUGGCAGCUGUUGGUUCUGUCCCAGUGCUCCAGAACCAAUCCAGCACCGUGCGUGUGCCCUCGCACCGAUGCCUGUGGGACAGCAGUGGAGUCUGAAAAAGGAAAAAGCCGAGGCUCAUUGUCACCCUCAGUGCUGUUAACAGGGGAAGGAAGUGGCUUAUUAAGAACACGUCUCAGUGUCCUUUUAAAUGUGUUUGUCGCACGUCUGUGCUGGCUGGGGUCUCUGUGCUGGGCCGGGCGUGCAGCCGCUGCAUUGUGCUGUGCUGGGGGAGCCCGGGCUGUCAGCGCCGCAGCCGUUUGGUCCCAAAACAGCGCACAGAGCUUCGAUGUUUAUAAAGUUUCCAUGAAGUUAAA
Numida meleagris (helmeted guineafowl) is the source of this 4382-nucleotide messenger RNA. RefSeq names its product oligophrenin 1 (gene OPHN1). The transcript has 24 exons. NCBI's taxonomy places the organism in Eukaryota, Metazoa, Chordata, Aves, Galliformes, Numididae. Gene Ontology annotation, molecular function: protein binding; GTPase activator activity. Gene Ontology annotation, biological process: signal transduction. Bases 87 to 2456 code for a protein of 789 amino acids. The record is from RefSeq and is a predicted model, not a curated record. Gene Ontology annotation, cellular component: cytoplasm.